Messenger RNA from Stylophora pistillata, 1597 nucleotides. Its product is annotated as 2-phosphoxylose phosphatase 1-like. The record is from RefSeq and is a predicted model, not a curated record. Gene Ontology annotation, molecular function: phosphatase activity. Lineage: Eukaryota; Metazoa; Cnidaria; Anthozoa; Scleractinia; Pocilloporidae. Gene Ontology annotation, biological process: dephosphorylation.
ACCAGUAGGAUUUAAUCCCGACCAUUUUUCAAACGGUACUUAGAAAUAAUGAUUCCUGUCAUCAUAGUUUCGAUGAGAAGAAGAUUUUACUACAUGAAGUAUAAAUUUCAGAGAGCAGGCCGCCUCUGGAAAGGGAUUAUCUUGGCAUCCCUUGGAGUAUUACUGUGGAUUUGGGUGUGGAAUUCAUCCAAAUCAUCAUCCGAAUCACCAUCCUCUUUUGAUCAACCAAUAUCACCUGGCAUGAAAUUUUCAAGCAGAUUACAGCAAUUAAUUUCACACUAUUGUAACUUUCCAAUGCGUACUGCUGGUGCAGAGGGAUUGCUAAACCUGGAGAGCCAUCUUGACAAGCAACGCUUUCGACUAGAAAUGACGCAGGUACUUAUUCGGCAUGGAGACAGAUCCCCUGCUGUAUAUAUCCCACACAUGGACAAUGGGAACUAUGAUUUUGAUUGUACAUUCAAAAGUUCUGAUUAUAACAACAAGAAAAUGUUUGAAGAAUAUUCACAAUCAACAAGACACAUUAUCCCACGUGAAUUUGUUAGAAACGCAAGGACAAACUUUCACCUGGUCCCAACACCAGGAAGCCGUUGCCGAAUUGGUCAACUUACACAGAGAGGUUUUCUUCAGCAUUUUGCUCUUGGAAAACACAUGAGAACGGCUUACAAAACCUUGAUAGAUUCAGGUAUUAAGACUAGCAAUCUCCAUGUGCGAUCCACCCAGGUAACAAGAUGUGUACAAAGUGCAGCUGCCUUUCUUUAUGGCUUGUUAACAAAGGAUGUUAUUAUGAAUGAAAGGGUUACCGUCAACAUUACGUCAAAUGGUUGGUUCCAAGAAGAUGACAAUGGAAUUCCUUAUAAGUGUCCAUCAUUGGGGAGUCGUUGGGCUCAGUAGAAACAGAGAAGUGACUACAUCUCAGGCUCUGUGGCAAUUGAACCAGUGAUGCAGGAGUUUUCACGGCUGUUGGGGACUUCAAGGCCAUCCCUAACAACCAUUGUAUAUUUGGCUGAUGCAAUAUACACUCGUUACUGCCAUAACCUCCCCCUUCCUUGUGGGCCUGGAGGCUGUGUAACACCAUCAUUAGCAGCCCGGGCAAUGGAUUCUGCUCUGUGGGCUCUUGCACAGAAUUACACUGGAAUAGCUGAUGUGGCCUCUAAUCCAAUGUUGAUUCAGAUGGCAAAAAGAAUGAUUGACAAGACUCAACAAAAAUCUGCUCUUAAAUUUGUUCUGUACAGUGGUCAUGACACUACUGUAACACCACUUCUGAUAAAUCUUGGAGUUCAUGAUGAAACAAGAUGGACUCCAUAUGCUACUCGUGUGGUAUUUGAACUGUGGAGGGACAUUCUUGCUGACACGUCAGAGCAGAAAGACUCUGCAGAUGGUUUUUAUUUCCGAGUUCUUGUUAAUGGAGAGGUAGUCACUAACAAAAUGAAAUUUUGUGGCGAUUCAUUGCUUGAGGAUGAGCUUUGUCCUGUGAGGGAAUUAAUUUCAUGGCUUUCUGAUGGUAAAGGUUUGGAAGAAAUGGAUAAGAAAUACAUGUCACUUUGUUCAACAACUUGAUUCUAGCCAAUGUAAAUAUACACAUUUUUUUAUUUAUUUA